This is a messenger RNA of Prunus armeniaca (apricot), 1632 nucleotides long. NCBI's taxonomy places the organism in Eukaryota, Viridiplantae, Streptophyta, Magnoliopsida, Rosales, Rosaceae. The record is from the annotation of a GenBank genome assembly.
AUGAGAAGCGCACAAACCCAGACAGCAACACAAGAAAAGGUCAAGCCACAAGUGAAAGUUUCGCCACAUAGUACCCAGAGCAAAGCACUUGAGAAAGCCUCAAAGGACUAUGAAGCAGUCAUAGGUAUCGAAACCCAUGUCCAGCUCAACACUCUUACCAAGGCCUUCUGUAGUUGUCCUUAUAAUUAUGGCUCUCCUCCAAACACCAGCGUCUGCCCCAUUUGUAUGGGUCUGCCUGGAGCUUUACCAGUUUUGAACUUGAAGGUCAUUGAGUCUGCAGUGAAAGUGGGACUUGCACUCAAUUGCAAAUUGUCAUUGAACUCAAAGUUUGAUAGGAAACAAUACUUUUACCCAGACCUUCCGAAGGGAUACCAAAUAUCGCAGUUUGACAUUCCAAUUGCAACCAGUGGUUACAUUGACUUGGAUCUUCCGCUAGAGUUUGGUGGUGGGCGUAGGAAGUUUGGAAUUACAAGAGUUCACAUGGAAGAGGAUGCAGGGAAGCUGCUUCAUUCAGAAGGUGGAAGUUACUCGCAGGAAAGUACCUUUCUCUUUGUGCUUACCAUCAACAUUGUUCUACUUCUUAUAAGUUAUAAAAGAGUGAACUACAUUCUGGUUGAUUUAAAUAGGGCAGGGGUGCCCUUGCUUGAGAUUGUUUCUGAACCUGAUAUGAGAAAUGGUAUUGAAGCUGCAGAAUAUGCUGCAGAGUUACAGAGGUUGGUUCGGUAUCUGGGAGUGAGUAAUGGCAAUAUGCAAGAAGGUUCACUUCGUUGUGAUGUUAAUAUUUCAGUUCGACCAAUUGGGCAAUUACAGUUUGGGACGAAGGUGGAGAUAAAAAAUUUGAACUCAUUUUCAUCGGUUAGUAGGGCAAUUGAUUAUGAAAUCUCAAGGCAGGUGCUUCUUCAUAGUCAAGGCCAGGAUAAAGAAAUUGUACAGGAAACUCGUCUAUGGGAAGAAGGAGCUCAGAAAACAGUUACAAUGAGGAAGAAAGAAGGACUUGCCGAUUACCGAUAUUUCCCAGAACCAGACCUUCCAGGAGUUUUCCUCACUACAGACUAUGUUGAUGGUAUUCGUAAUUCUUUGCCUGAACUUCCAGAAACGAAGCGUCGGAGGUAUGAAAAGAUGGGCCUGAGCAUGCAGGAUGUUCUUUUCCUUGCAAAUGACAUGAAUGUUGCAGAGUUUUUUGAUACUACUAUUACAAAAGGUGCUGAUGUGAAGCUGGCUACCAACUGGAUAAUGGGCGAUAUUGCUGCCUAUAUGAAAAAUGAAAAGUUGACCAUCAAUGAGAUUAAGCUUACUCCUCAAGAGUUGGCUGAAUUAAUAGCUUCCAUAAAAGAUGGGACCAUUAGUGGGAAGAUAGGAAAAGAGAUAUUGUUUGAGCUUCUAGCCAAGGGUGGUACUGUGAAGGGACUGAUAGAAGCAAAAGAUUUAGUUCAGAUAGUAGAUCCUGCUGAGAUUGAAAAAUGGGUAGAAAAGGUGUUGUCCGAGAAUCCCAAGCAGCUGGAACAAUAUCGUGGCGGAAAAACUAAGCUGCAAGGUUAUUUUGCUGGCCAGGUAAUGAAACUAUCAAAAGGAAAAGCAAAUCCAGGGCUCCUAAACAAGAUUCUUUUAGAGAAAUUGAACGCCAAAAGCUGA